GUAUUGUUCAGGACUGUUGCCAUGAUGGUUCCGGAUUAUGCUUUAAUUGGAGAGAUUUCGUUAUAUUCCAUGGGAUUUGUUGAUGCACCAAGCCUAGCAGGAAAAAUAGUCGCCACCUAUCGGCUUUGUUCAGAACAGCUCUCAUCUCAGCAUCAUUAUGACUACGGCAUGAGAGCUGUAAAAUCUGUUCUGACAGCAGCUGGAAAUUUAAAGUUGAAAUACCCUGCCCAGAGUGAAGCAGUCCUUGUUCUGAGAGCAAUUAAUGAUGUAAACUUGCCAAAAUUUCUUGCCCAGGACGUUCCGUUAUUUCAAGGCAUUACAUCGGACCUGUUCCCGGGAAUAGAACUCCCCACACCUGACUAUGAGACAAUAUUUGCUGCUCUGAAGAAAAGUAUUCAAGAAAGGAAUCUGCAGCCUGUACCUUGGUUUUUAGAAAAGAUCAUUCAGAUUUAUGAGAUGAUCUUGGUGCGGCAUGGUUUAAUGAUUGUUGGCGACCCUAUGGGGGGGAAAACUACUGCCUACCAGGUGUUGGCAUCUGCUCUGACAAACAUUCAUGCAUUAGGAUCUGAUUGUGGAAUGGAAGAAUUUGCAGUGACUUAUCGGAUUAUCAACCCAAAAGCUGUUACCAUGGGUCAACUAUAUGGCUGUUUCGAUCCCGUGUCACAUGAGUGGUCAGAUGGUAUUUUGGCUGUUACGUUUCGAGAGUUCGCUAGCAGUACAAGUACAGAGAGAAAAUGGAUUCUCUUUGAUGGUCCAGUAGAUGCAGUGUGGAUUGAGAAUAUGAAUACUGUACUUGAUGAUAACAAAAAGUUGGGUUGGAAACCCUUGAAAGAAUCAUACUUAGAGUCUUUACCUGAUCACCUGAACUUUGAGAAAAAAACUGUAGAUGAUAUGUUUGAGUGGCUAGUUCCAGCUUGUUUGGAGUUUCUACAUCACAAGUGCAGGACUCUCGUCACUACUUCUGAUCUUCACCUGACACACUCUCUCAUGAAGCUUUUUUCUUGUUUUAUGAAUGAUUGUUUAUCAACCAAACAGAUAGAUGAAGAUGACAUGUCUUCAUCAGAGGUUUCUUUAGCACUUCAAAGUCUGUUUGUGUUUGCCGUUCUAUGGAGUUUUGGUGGUUCCAUGGAUGCAGAAAGCAGAGUAAGAUUUGAUGAAAUGUACCGAUUACUGUUAAGUGGAGAAAACGAGAAUUUUCCCAAACCGAAAAGUUUCAGGCUUGGAAAAAGUCAGCUUUUUCCCGAAAAUGGUUUAGCGUUUGACUACAUGUUUGAUAAACACAAACGAGACUGGGUUAUAUGGAUAGACACUCUAGAUCGUGCCUCUACUUUAUUACCUGCAGAUGUGAGGGUGAAUGAACUAAUCAUCCCAACUGACGAAACAGUACGACAGAUGUUCUUCUUAAACACUUACCUAAUGAAUGAAGUUCCGAUGCUGUUUGUGGGACCCACUGGUACAGGAAAGUCAGCCAUCACCAACAACUUUCUUAUUCAUCUAGCUAGGGAAAAGUAUAUUCCAAAUUCUAUCAAUUUCUCUGCUCGAACUACUGCUGGACAAACACAGGACAUCAUUAUGUCUAAGUUAGACAGACGACGGAAAGGGGUUUUUGGACCUGGAAUGGGAAGGAAAUGUGUCAUGUUUGUUGAUGACCUAAACAUGCCAGCUAAAGAAACUUGGGGAGCACAGCCACCCAUUGAGUUGCUACGUCAACUGUUGGACCAUGGGCAUUGGUAUGACAAAAAAGACACAUCCAAAAUUGAGAUUAUUGAUGUGCUCCUGAUUUCAGCGAUGGGACCUCCUGGUGGUGGCCGUAAUGAUAUUUCUGGCCGCUUUACUCGACAUUUAAAUGUUGUGGCAAUUGACUCGUUUGAUGACCAAACGUUGACAAAAAUAUUUUCAUCAGUUGUAGAUUGGCACUUUGGAAAAGGAUUUGAAACUGCUGUUCUGAGAAUGGGAAAGGCCUUGGUUCAUGCUAUCAAGGAUAUUUACAAGGCAGCCAUCAACAAUUUCUUACCUACUCCUUCCAAAAGUCACUAUGUUUUCAACCUUCGAGACUUUGCUCGUGUUGUUCAAGGUGUACUAUUAACACCGCGUUCUCAUCUUCAGGAUCCUAACAAACUUUUGCGACUUUGGGUGCAUGAAGUCUAUCGUGUUUUUUAUGAUAGACUUAUUGAUGACAGUGACAGACAAACAUUCUUCAAUAUUGUCAAGGACACGACACAGUCUUGCUUUAAACAGAACCUGGACAAAGUGCUUUCACACCUUACACCUUCAGGAAAGUUGAAAGAUGACCAUAUUAGGAAUUUAUUUUUUGGAGACUACAUGCAUCCUGAUGCUGAACUCAAAGUGUACGAUGAAGUUACAGAUUUGAAUUACUUAACUACUGUCAUGGAACA
This is a messenger RNA of Limulus polyphemus (Atlantic horseshoe crab), 2396 nucleotides long. RefSeq names its product dynein heavy chain 3, axonemal-like. Gene Ontology annotation, molecular function: minus-end-directed microtubule motor activity; dynein light intermediate chain binding; ATP binding. The transcript has 14 exons. Gene Ontology annotation, biological process: microtubule-based movement. Gene Ontology annotation, cellular component: dynein complex. The annotation marks the transcript as partial. NCBI's taxonomy places the organism in Eukaryota, Metazoa, Arthropoda, Merostomata, Xiphosura, Limulidae. The record is from RefSeq and is a predicted model, not a curated record.